Diorhabda sublineata is the source of this 459-nucleotide messenger RNA. RefSeq lists its product as uncharacterized. The transcript has 2 exons. Bases 1 to 459 code for a protein of 152 amino acids. NCBI's taxonomy places the organism in Eukaryota, Metazoa, Arthropoda, Insecta, Coleoptera, Chrysomelidae. The record is from RefSeq and is a predicted model, not a curated record.
AUGUCACACGAAUUGACUUCUACCAUACAAGAAGAAGAAUCCCAAGAGAUUGAAGAUUCGGACGAAUACGAAAAUAUCGAAGAUAAACAAUCCAGUUUAAUCAGAACAUCUCAAUUAGAUCACCAAACGAUAAAUGAAUCAGUAGACAAUAAAAAAUCCAGUUUAAAAUUCACAGAAAUACCUUCGAUACAUUCCAAAUUAUCAAAGGAUAAAAGCAGUGUUAAAAGACCAUCGAAUUCUUCGGAAAGAUCACCGAGAGGAUCAAAACAAUCAUAUGGAACUAUAAGAACGUCUCAUUUAGAUCAGCAAUCAGAAGACAAUAGAAGACCGAGUUUAAAAUCCACAGAAAUAACCUUAACGCAUUCUAAACUAUCAGGGGAUAAAAUUAGCGUUAAAAGACCAUCGAAUUCUUCAGAUAGAUCACCGAGAGGAUCGAAACAAUCACGUGAUCCAGCGUAA